UCCUGCCGUUUCAGCACCAUGAAGCUUCUCACAGGCCUGGUGUUCUGCUCCUUGAUCCUAGGAGUCAGCAGCAUUUUUUCAUUCAUUACUGAGGCCGCCCAAGGGUCUUGGGACAUGUGGACCUACUCCGACAUGCGAGAAGCCAACUACAUAAAUGCAGACAAAUACUUCCACGCUCGGCGGAACUUCGACGCUGCCCGAAGGGGCCCCGGGGGCGCCUGGGCGGCUGAGGUGCUCAGGUACCUGAGCUUCUGGGGACACCAGGGGAAUAUUAAGGGCCUCACAGGCCACGGAGCAGAGGACACGGCGGCUGACCAGGCUGCCAAUGAAUGGGGCCGGAGUGGCAAAGACCCCAACCACUUCAGACCCGCUGGCCUGCCUGACAAGUACUGAGCUUCCUCCUCACUCUGCUCUUUGGAGAUCGAGUUGUCAGCCCCUGCGGGUGCAGAGAGUUAUUGUUGGACUUGGGUCCCUAGAAGCUGGAGCAGGGUACACGUAGAUUUUUAAUAAAUGUUUAUAGACUGA
Molecule: messenger RNA, 525 nt
Organism: Tupaia belangeri chinensis (Chinese tree shrew)
Lineage: Eukaryota; Metazoa; Chordata; Mammalia; Scandentia; Tupaiidae
Product: serum amyloid A-1 protein
Cellular component (GO): extracellular region
Source: RefSeq, a predicted model, not a curated record